UCUCAACAUAUUUUGCAUUUUUUGUAUUCCACUGAAGAAAGUUCCACAGGCUUUUCUUUCUACUUUAUCUAUCUCAGCUCAAUGGAUAUGCUUUAAUUACCUUGAUCUAAAUUUACAUUGAAAUGGCCGUAAUAUGUUUAACUUGUAAAUGAAUAUUGGGAAAUAACCGAGGUUUUGGCUUAGAAUAAGAUGCUUGUUUUGGAUUUAGCUGACUGCACAAAGGACGUUGCGUCAUGGGAUCAUAGCCUGCCUGGUACUUUACUGUUGGGGGUAAUUUUACUUUUAAUAAUCCUAAUACUUGUCUUGCCGUAUGAAUUGACUAAAAAAUGCAUUCAAAUAAAGUCCGUGGUGGGUAAUAUUUGCUAAACUUCGGCAGCAAAAUGAAACCGCCCUUCAGCGCUGUACUAAGGCGGAGGAGACCGAGUCGCUCUGGGGGAAAGGCAAGAGGAAAUGCCAUGCCAUCGCCCCGGUGCUCAAAUUUCCCUGCGUGUAGACUGUUGUUAAAGGAGCCGUUACCAAUUGAAUCGAGCUCUCUCUAUUUCUGUUAUGUAGUCAUUGAUUGUGCGAUAUGUGAAAGAACAGGUUGUUACAUUAGCCUUUGUUUAAUCGUCUCUGCCUGGAGCCUGAAACUGCUCCCACUCAAUGCCUCCUCCUUACCGCUCAUAUGUGGUAGUCACCGCAGCCUCCGCAGCAGCACAGAGACGCGACUGGCGUGGAUGCCUGAAAAUGUGCUAAAAGGCUUUUAGCCAGGACCCUUGAUUUUGGUGAUAUAGAAUAUGCAAGAAUGUGUUUCCCCACUCUUCUGGUGCUGAGAGCCCAAAGCCCUCCCUGACUUGAUUAACAUCAUUUUGGAAACAUGGCACCUCAACCACCUUCCAGCUUGGAGGAGCAGGAGGGGGAGCUAGAUGAGCCUGAAUCUGAGGGAGCGAAACAAGGACCAGGACCCCCUUCUGAUCGAGAUCGUCCAGCUACUUGCGAUGCCCCAGAUGGAGGCUGGGGAUGGGUGGUCCUGGUGGCUACCAUCCUUGUCUUAGCUCUGACCCUGGCCUUCCCCUCAUGCAUUGGCAUCUUCUACUUAGAUCUUCAGGAAGAAUUUAAAGCCAGUAACAGUGAGACAUCUUGGGUUCCUUCAAUAAUGACGUCUGUUCUGCAUGCCGGAGGUCCUCUGUGUAGUGUGAUGGUGGAGCGCUUCGGUUGCCGGGCGACAGUAAUGUUUGGGGGAGUGCUGAGUGGUUUGGGGAUGGCGGUCAGCUCUUUCUCACAUUCAAAAGUUGACUUAUACAUCACUACUGGGGUCAUCACAGGUUUGGGCUUCUGUUUCAGCUUCCAGCCCGCUGUCACAAUACUUGGCCACUACUUUGUGCGCCGUCGUCCCUUUGUCAAUGCGAUGUCCUCCACUGGUACUGCUCUGGGUCUGUGUACAUUGCCAUUUUUAGGUGACUAUCUGCAGAGCAAGCUGGGCUGGAGAGGAAGCUUUCUGGUGCUUGGUGCUGUCCUGCUCAACUGCUGUGUUUGUGGAGCCGUUAUGAGACCGCUAAGGCCUCGCAAUCGCAAAAAGUCAGAGAUGAUGACCAAGAGUCCCAGACCCCCAGGCAAAAAGGCAUGUGUGCUGGGAAUCUGUCAGAGCUUAGCAUCGUUCCUCAGAAAACACAUGGCCUUUGACCUCUUCUGCAGUAACCUGCGAUUCCGGGUGUAUUCACUGGGCAUCACUUGGAUGAUGCUGGGCUUUGUGGUGCCACUUAUUUACCUGGUCCCGUAUGCAUCAGCUCACAAAAUGGAUCCAAGCCGAGCCGCCCUACUUCUUUCCAUCCUAGGCUUUGUCAACAUCUUUGCGCGGCCUCCCGCCGGAGUGCUCUUCAGCCAUUCCUGGUUUAAAGGUCGACACAUCUACGUUUUUUCAUUCGCACUUCUAAUAAAUGGACUCAGUAAUAGUAUCUGCUGCAUUUCUCCUAGUUUCAUUGUGCUGUUAAUUUACGUGCUGAUAUACGGACUGUCCAUGAGCGUGGUAGGCUCACUGAUGUUCACCGUCCUGAUGGAUGCAGUGGAUAUGAGUCGAUUCCAGUCUGCGCUCGGCCUGCUGUCCAUCAUGGAAAGCGUCACACUGUUGAUAGGACCUCCCCUCGCAGGAGUGCUUGUGGACAGAACCGGACAGUACACAUACGUGUUCCUGGCCUGCAGCAUCUCAGUGGCCUUAUCAGCUAUUUUCCUGAUGGUUUCCUUCUACUGGCUGGACUCCCGUGAUGCAGCCCUGAAGAACAGUUUACCGGCGUCCGGGUCUCCAGCUAAACCUGCUGCAAUCAAUAUGUCCACAGACUGCCAGUAUAGCAGUGUGCCUACAGAUGGGGACAAGACAAAUAACCCAUCAUCAGAAGCAUAAAACAUCACAAAUGUAUGACCUGGAUCAGAGUUAUUUAUUUUUUUGUAAUUGUGAUCUUUAUCAGGUACAAAAAUAUGUUACCCCAUUUUUUGCUAUUAUAGAAUGUGCUGUUUAGAACUGUAUCAUUUCAGUGAGUGUCACAUCCUGGUUGUUUUAUGACUCACAUCACUAGUUUGCCUUAUACAGUAUAUAUGCCAUGGCGAAACAAUGUUAGUUAAACAACGUUAGUGCUUAAUUCAAGAAAAUAUUAGGAACCCUUCUUCAUUCCUAAUCUAAAAUGACAGAACAUUUCCGUUAUUUGCCCAGGGAAUUAAGCUAUUUGAAGUCAGGAUUUUUUUCAUAUCAUGCUUUUUAAUAUGAUUUUUCUUAAUUUUUCACCAGUUACACCUCUGUUCAUUUUGGGGUUUGUACGAUUUUUGAAAGAAGUUUCUUAUGCUCACUAUAAUGCUGCAUUUAUUUAAUAAAAUACAGUAGGGGCUAUAUAGUGAAAUGUUAUUACAAUAUAAAAUAACUGUUUUCUAUUUUAAUAUAUUUGAAAUUCACUCCUGUGAUUGCGAAGCCAUUACUCCGUCCAGAUCUUUCAGUAAUCAUUCUAAUAUGCUGAUUUUUGUACUCAAGAAACAUUUAUUAUUUCUAAUAAUUAUUCUUAAUAUUUUAGUGGAAACAGUGAUAUAUUUUUUCUGUAUACUUUGAUAAAUAGAAAGUUCAAAAGAAUAGCAUUUAUUUGAAAGAAAUUUUAGAUAUUUUGUAACAAAUGUCAUCAGUGUUGCUUUUAAUGCAUCUUUGCUGAAAGUCAUGAUUUCUUAAAAAAAAAAAAAAAUCUUACCAACCCCACAUUUCUAUAUUACACUGUGUUUGUUUUAUACAUAAUUUGUGUCAUAAGACCCAUGCACUGACAAACCUGGCUCUUGUUGGAAGAUUGUUGGUCUGAUGUCUCUACAAAUUCAGUAGGCUACUGUAUAAUAAAUGGAGAAAUUAGUUUUGCUGUUAUUCCAUGUGGGUCCUUAAAGUUUCUCAGUACAAUUUAGUACAGACCCUCUUUGACCCAGACACAUUUAAAACAAAUAAGUUGUCCUGUUUUUAGUGAGUGCUUGGGUAUGAGAAAACUUAAAUUUGUGCCUAGGGUGUUUGUUAGGUUCAAGGAUUUCACUGAAUGAGAUUGUGUUUGUACAAAGGGCCCAACAAAGGGCCCAUUGUUAUUGAGUGUCUUGAAUUAUUAUUUACUGCUGAACAGAACAAGUGUCACAUCUCACUUUGUGCUGAUUUAUAUGUGAGUUGCUCUGUUAUUGUGUUACUUUACCAAAGCAAAUGACCAACUUCUAAAAGCUUAAAGGGCUGUGAGCCCCUUGAGAGAGAGUAUAAUUUAUAUCAUGUGUAAUAUAAAGUUUUUACUAUAAAUAAAGAGUUUAUUUCUAUACUCAAUUUAAAUAUAAAAUUAAGAUGUAUGCAGAUGCUCUGCUUUUUCUUUUGCUAUCAAUAAACAAGCAGAAUUA
Pimephales promelas (fathead minnow) is the source of this 3870-nucleotide messenger RNA. RefSeq names its product solute carrier family 16 member 5a (gene slc16a5a). Gene Ontology annotation, cellular component: basolateral plasma membrane. Gene Ontology annotation, biological process: monocarboxylic acid transport; transmembrane transport. Gene Ontology annotation, molecular function: monocarboxylic acid transmembrane transporter activity. Lineage: Eukaryota; Metazoa; Chordata; Actinopteri; Cypriniformes; Leuciscidae. The record is from RefSeq and is a predicted model, not a curated record.